This is a messenger RNA of Dracunculus medinensis (Guinea worm), 1002 nucleotides long. The record is from the annotation of a GenBank genome assembly. Lineage: Eukaryota; Metazoa; Nematoda; Chromadorea; Rhabditida; Dracunculidae.
AUGUGUUGUUGUAAGAGAAAAGCUUUAGUGUUGACGCUUGGAACUUUACUAUUUACACUUUACUAUAGUGUAUCAGCAUUUCGUAGUGAUGUAAUGCAAAAAGUCGAGACUUUUUUUGAGCCAUCAAGCCAUAGUAAUAAUUGGGCUGUUUUAGUAUGCACAUCUCGAUUUUGGUUUAAUUAUCGGCAUGUUGCUAAUGUUUUAUCACUUUAUCAUUCCGUUAAGCGUUUGGGAAUACCUGACAGCAAUAUUAUAUUGAUGCUCGCAGAUGACAUGCCCUGUAAUGCAAGAAAUCCAAAACCAGGUAGCGUUUUUAAUAGUAAAUUUCAAUAUAUAAAUUUAUAUGGAACAGAAGUUGAAGUCGAUUAUCGCGGUUAUGAGGUUUCAGUCGAAAAUUUUAUCCGCGUCAUGACGGGUCGAGUGCAUCCAGCUACUCCUCGUUCCAAACGUCUUUUAACUGAUCAUCAAAGUAAUAUUCUUAUUUAUCUGACAGGACAUGGUGGUGAUGGAUUUUUGAAGUUCCAAGAUUCCGAAGAGCUUACAGAUGUUGAUCUUGCAGAUGCUAUAGAAACGAUGUUCCAAAGCAACAGAUAUAAUGAAUUAUUUUUAAUCGUGGAUACAUGUCAGAGUGAAUCAAUGUAUCUCAAAGUUUACAGUCCGGAUGUGAUAGCAACUAGCAGCUCACUUGUUGGUGAAGAUUCACUGUCUUAUGAUGUGGAUCAAUCCAUCGGAGUUUAUAUAAUCGAUCGAUACACUCAUUUCACCUUAGAAUUUCUCGAACGUGAGGUACGAUCGUCUCCUUCAAAUCGUACAUUGUCUGAUUAUUUCGCUUCUUGUCCUAAGAGAAAAUGUAUAUCAACUGUUGGCGUUCGUACUGAUCUUUAUGCUAAAGAUCCGAAUAGAGUUCGUAUAACGGAUUUUUUUGGAUCAUCGAGAAAUAUUCGUGCCAUAAAUGAAGAAAUUGUAUUUGACGAUAAAUGGUUAAGUCUUCAACCAAACUAA